Molecule: messenger RNA, 1503 nt
Organism: Saxophila tyrrhenica
Lineage: Eukaryota; Fungi; Ascomycota; Dothideomycetes; Mycosphaerellales; Extremaceae
Exons: 1
Coding region: 1-1503 (500 amino acids)
Molecular function (GO): monooxygenase activity; heme binding; oxidoreductase activity, acting on paired donors, with incorporation or reduction of molecular oxygen
Source: RefSeq, a predicted model, not a curated record
AUGGCCUCCCGGACUGUCCUGGGAGCAUGCUUUCUGGUCUUCGUGUGGCUGUGCUACUACUUAUUACGACCUACGCCGCUUGAUCAGGCACCGUGCAUACACUGGUCAGCCAAAUACAGCUCGCUCUGGAUCCGAUGGAAGAGGUACCAGGACCAAGACACCCUCGCCGUACACGAAGCACAUCUUCGGCAUGGCCCCGUCGUCCGUUUGGGACCUAAGGAAAUGUCGAUCGUUGAUGCGGCCACCGGCAUCAAACCUAUCUACGAAGGCCGCCUUCCCAAGACAGACUGGUUUCAGAUCAUAGUGAGCUAUGGAAGCGAGCCAAUGUUCGCGAUGAAGGAUAAUGAGUCGCACCGCCGCCGGAGGAAGAUGGUGACGAAGCCUUAUCAGAACAGCUACAUCAAGGCGAACCGUGACUGGCAAGAACAGCAGGCGGUGCUCGCACGGGAUUUCCACUCGAGUCUUGAGAAGUUGUCCGGCAACACUGGCGAAGUUGCAAUAUGCGAUAUGUUCUUCGCCUGGGCGUUGGCGACCGUCAGCACUUAUAUAUUUGGGCAUGCGGCCGGUGUGAACGUGCUCGAUGAUCUGCCAAAGGCUCGUCAAAAACGGCAAGAUUACUACAAGGAACGAAACCUUGCUUUCUGGGUUGCUUCGGUACCUUACCCGAUUAACAAGCUCCUCCUGAAUCUUCGGUACAGCACAGAGAUCAGCUUCAUCGAGGAGCUGCGGAUACAAGCCGAUAGACAUGCGGCCGAACCGCAGGAGAAAUCCAAGGGCACGAAUUCUACACCGUACGACUACAUGAAAAACGAGUUCUCUUCACCUACCGGUCCGGACAGCAAAGUCGAGCAACCCUCGCCAAAGGCACAAGCAGCUCUCUCCAGCGAGAUGCAGGACCAUGUGAUAGCAGGUCUCGAUACUUCGGUAAUCGUUCUCACAAUCUGUGCUUGGCUACUCAGCCUUGACAGCAACCGCACAUGGCAAGACAAAUGUCGUGCUGAGGCGAGAGGCUGCCGUGAAUCUGACGGAACUCUCAACACAGACGAGACACCCAUCAUCGAUGCAGUUAUCAAGGAGACGUUGCGUGUAUACCCUCCUGUGUCAGGCAUGCAGCCGCGGAUUACAGACAAGCCUACAGCCGUCGGACCUGGAGCUCACCAGAUCGUCUUGCCUCCCGGUAUAACCGUUCACGCCCAGACCUGGACACUGCAUCGGAACAACGAGGUGUUUCCAAAGCCAGAGGAAUGGCGUCCAGAGCGGUGGAUUGAAUGCUCUCCAGAGAAGAGAAAGGAGAUGGAUGCCUGGUCCUGGGCUUUUGGAUCCGGACCUCGAAGAUGUUUGGGAGAACAACUUGCUCUCAACUCGCUGAAGACAGCACUCGUGGUUCUGUAUGGUGGCUUUGAGACUCGGCUGACGGAGAACACGGAAUUUAGCAUUGAGGUUGGCAACAUGCUUAUACCGAGCACUCUUCAGCUGCGUGUGGACAAGGCAGAGGCACAGUAA